Molecule: messenger RNA, 1617 nt
Organism: Hypoxylon trugodes
Lineage: Eukaryota; Fungi; Ascomycota; Sordariomycetes; Xylariales; Hypoxylaceae
Product: FAD binding domain-containing protein
Exons: 1
Coding region: 1-1617 (538 amino acids)
Molecular function (GO): FAD binding
Source: RefSeq, a predicted model, not a curated record
AUGGCGAGCACUGAUGUCCUGAUUGUUGGUGGGGGUCCCACCGGGCUAGUCUUGGCCUUAGAAUUGGCUGCUCAAAAAAUCCCCUUUCGUAUCAUCGACAAGGCCUUGAGCCGUUCGGACAAGAGUCGUGCUUUGGUAGUUCAAGCUCGAUCAUUGGAACUACUGAAUCGCCAUGGUGUCGCUCGUGGCCUACAAGAACGGGGCAACACCGCUCAUGGUGCAAGAUAUUGCGUCAACGGAAAGCAAGUAGUCAGAAUUCAGAUCGGCCCAGAGACGGAACUACUAAAUACGGCAUUCUCAAACCAGAAACUCAUCUCGCAGGAAGAUACCGAGUAUUUCCUCGAUGAAUGUCUAGCUAAAUACGGAUUCAGCGUGGAAAGGGGACUCGAAGCCAAGACCAUCAUUCAGGAUGCAGACGGUGUGACAGUCACACUCAGUGAAGGUGACGAGGCAGCAGGGAAGACGUCGACAGUGAGAGCCAAAUUUGUUGUUGGUUGCGACGGGAACCGGAGUGUGGUGCGAGAGGCCGCUGGCCUCAAGUUUGAAGGAGCGUCUUACCAGCAACGAUUCAUUCUUGCUGACACAUACGUCGACUGGGCCCCCGACGCACCGAAAAACGAUGCUUUUCUUUGCUUUGGCUCGGGCGUAUGUGCUUGUUUCCCAUUGGCGAAUGGAAUGGUCCGGGUGUUUGGAACAGGGGCCAUCGUGACGAAAAGAGAAGGAAACCCACAUCUCGAAGAUUUUCAAUCCCUUGUUGAUAGGAUGAUGCCCGUGAAGGGAACCCUACGUGACCCGUUUUGGCUGGCACGCUUCUACCUUCACCAUAGGGGCGUAGACAGAUACAGCAAUGGCCGACUCUUCGUCGCCGGUGACGCUGCCCACGUACAUUCCCCCGUGGGCGGUCAAGGCAUGAACACGGGUAUUCAAGACGCCGUCAACCUUGGAUGGAAACUAGCAGCGGUUAUUCGUGGAGAGCGACCCUUGUCAUUUCUGGAAAGUUAUCACGCAGAGCGUUUCCCUGUUGGUCAGACUCUACUCAAGACCACAGACCGAAUAUUCACGUUCCUGAGCUCAACAAACCCCAUAUUCACUUUCAUUCGCAACUUCAUUCUGCCUUGGAUCUUACCUUGGGCAUUGGGCACCCCAAGCCGCGUCAUGGAGAUGUUGCGGGCCAUGUCGGAAUUCGACAUCACAUACCGAGAUGGCGGAAUUGUCGGCACCGCCCCAGGCCUGAAUGGGAACAAGGUUCGUGGAGGAGACAGGAUGCUCGAUGGACUAGUCGAAGGACCAGAUGGCGAGACGUACUUGCUCAAUUUGGUAGAUGCUACAUCCUACAAGCUCUUCCUAUUUUCGGGUGUCGGCGUCCAAGCAGCUUCCGAGGGCGAUUUGCAUAGAGCCGAAACCAAGUUUUUAGAGAAUAGUCCCGUUACUGUCAAUGUCCACGCGGUAUUCGACGAUAAGACACACGGACAGUCGGGGUAUAUCGAUGUAGACGCCAAGCUUCAUAGAGACUUAGGCUUUACCCAACCCACAUACGUACUACUUCGACCGGAUUCUUACAUCGGCCAUGUCGGGCCGUUGUCAGCGCUGGAUGGUCUCGUCAACUGGUUAAAAUAA